Messenger RNA from Mytilus trossulus (common blue mussel), 1185 nucleotides. RefSeq lists its product as uncharacterized. Lineage: Eukaryota; Metazoa; Mollusca; Bivalvia; Mytilida; Mytilidae. The record is from RefSeq and is a predicted model, not a curated record. The coding region runs from base 1 to 1185 and encodes 394 amino acids. The transcript has a single exon.
AUGGCACCUUCUUUUGCCAACAUUUUUAUGGGGGAUCUCGAAGAACGCAUCCUUUUGAGUGUGCCAUACAAACCUUUGUCAUGGCUCCGUUUUAUUGAUGAUAUUGACAUGAAAUGGAACGAUACUGCAGAACAUUUGCAAGAUUUCUUAGAUUAUUGUAAUCAGUUCCAUCACUCAAUUAAAUUUACAUCUGAAUUUUCAAGCGAGAAAAUUGCUUUUCUCGACACCACCACAUUUGUAAAAAACGGGGUCAUGACAACUGACCUCCACACAAAGAAAACUGAUAAACACCAGUUCCUUUCUCCAAAAAGUUGUCACCCGAAACACUGCUCCAGGAGUAUACCUUACAGUCAAGCCAUCAGACUAAAGCGAAUUUGCUCCUCUGAAUCCAAACUUAACUAUCGUUUGGGACAACUAAAAAAACAGCUGAAAUCAAGAGGAUAUAAAACCAAAAACAUCACAGACGCUUUUGAUAAAGCUAAAGAAAAAGAUCGAGCUAGCCUCAUGGAAUAUAAAAAUAAGGCGACCCGUGCAGAUAGAAUUCCGUUUGUUGUAACUUUCCAUCCCGAUUUGACAAAUAUUUCAUCUUCUAUCCGAAAGCACUGGAGUCUAAUCGAAAAUGACUCUUCCUUAAAAGAAAUUUUCCCAUCACCUCCUCUUAUUGCCUAUCGCAGACCCAAAAAUCUCAAAGACAUACUUGUCACAUCAAAAGUAAAGAAACAAGAAACUUCAAAAUUUGGGUGUUACAAACAAUGCGGUAGAAGGAACUGUAAGUGCUGUAAAGCCGCCAACACUGACCACUCUUUCAGCAGCACAGUAACAAAGCAGCGAUACAACAUCUGUGUUACAUCUAAUUGCAAAACGGAAAAUAGUAUUUAUAUUCUUACUUGUGGAACUUGCAAGCUGCAGUAUGUUGGUGAAACAGAAACCACAUUCAACAUCAGACUAAACAAUCAUCGGUCGUUCUAUACUAAAGGAAGAAACUGUCCAAUUACGAGACACCUCUUAAGAACAGGACAUACUUUUGAAAAUAUCACCUUUCAAAUAAUUGAGGUAAACCAAAAUUGGGACUCAGAAAUGAGAAAAAAGAGAGAAAGGUUCUGGAUGCAUCAGCUACGUACUCUUGAACCUGAUGGACUUAAUGAGAGGGAUGAAAAACAGUUCUACCCGAAACCAAAGGAAUAA